AGUAAUUAAGUCUUUAGAGGAGCAAAAUCAGGAAAAACCAUACUUGACGAACUGCAAUUCGACCCUUCUCCUACGCAAAGGGCACCGCCUUCGUUUCUGAGUAUCUAUAUAUCUUUCGUGGCUGCUUUUAUCUGACUCAGUCGUUUCAGAUUCACUCGUUCUUCAACUCCACUGAAAAAAAAUUCCACCUUCUUCGCUACAAACCCUAGAUAUUGGAGAUUAACUUGAUGCAGUUCAGCUACCAUACUACUAAUAAGUUAUGUGCAGUUCUUGUCUCAUGCUAGUUUAGUUGUGUGACACAUGCCUAUUCAAUUUGUCUCACAAAGCUGGUCGACUAGCAAAUGAGUAUGCUCAGAUAUUUGAGUUCGGUAAUAUUAAUUAGUUUUGAAUGAGAACAUUGCCAUGCUAAAUAUAUCAUUGAAGCUGAAAAGAAAUUUUGGGUAGGAAAAAUAAAAAAGUGCAUCUUCAGAUGCAUUUUAUCCUUCGAUUUGUUCAAAGGAAAAGUGCUACCAACCUGAAAGUAUUAUAACAUUGGUUUCACCUCUUCAUUAUGUAUCUAUUUUUGGUCAGUGGUACAUUUUGAUGUUAUGAUAUAAGAAGAGAAAAUGGAGCAUAUAUCAGAAAAACGAUUUCCUCUCAAUGCCAAAGAUUACAAGUUAUAUGAAGAAGUUGGUGAAGGUGUUAGUGCCUCAGUAUACAGGGCGCUCUGCAUUCCACUCAAUGAGAUAGUUGCCAUCAAGGUUCUUGAUCUCGAGAAGUGCAACAAUGAUUUGGAUGGAAUCCGGAGAGAGGUACAGACCAUGAGCUUGAUUGACCAUCCGAAUCUUUUACGAGCACAUUGCUCUUUUACUGCUGGGCACAAUCUUUGGGUUGUGAUGCCAUACAUGGCUGGGGGUUCUUGCCUUCAUAUAAUGAAAUCUGCCUUUCCUGAGGGUUUUGAAGAGCCUGUUAUUGCUACUUUACUUCGUGAAGUUCUCAAAGCACUAGUCUAUCUUCAUGACCAUGGUCACAUACACAGAGAUGUUAAGGCUGGGAAUAUUUUGAUUGAUUCUAAUGGUGCAGUCAAACUAGCUGACUUUGGAGUGUCAGCAUGUAUGUUUGAUACUGGAGAUAGGCAACGAUCAAGAAAUACUUUUGUUGGAACACCCUGCUGGAUGGCUCCUGAGGUUAUGCAGCAAUUACAUGGAUAUGAUUUUAAAGCAGAUAUAUGGUCAUUUGGCAUAACAGCACUUGAACUUGCUCAUGGUCAUGCCCCAUUUUCCAAAUAUCCACCAAUGAAAGUUUUGCUUAUGACUUUGCAAAAUGCCCCUCCCGGUCUUGAUUAUGAAAGAGAUAAGAGAUUUUCAAAGUCUUUCAAAGAGUUGGUUGCCACCUGCUUAGUGAAAGACCCUAAGAAACGUCCAAGUUCAGAUAAGCUUUUAAAGCACCACUUCUUCAAACAUGCACGCCCUGUUGAAUAUCUUGCUCGCACAAUUUUAGAUGGCCUUGCUCCUUUGGGAGACCGCUUUAGAAUGUUGAAGGCAAAAGAGGCAGAUUUACUGGUUCAGAACAAGGCUCUUUAUGAAGAUAAGGAGCAAUUGUCUCAGAAAGAAUAUAUUCGAGGAAUUAGUGCCUGGAAUUUUAACCUGGAGGAUUUAAAAAGUCAAGCUGCUCUCAUUCAAGAUGAUGGAGUGCCAAAUGCAGAAGACCCAGAUAUAGACAAGAAGCAAAAGGAUAGAUCUGAUGACGAAAGGGUCCCAGCAGAUGGUCUAUCUUCUGUAUCAGCUAAUCAUUCAGAUGUUGCACCCACACUGGACAAAGAGGAUGGCUUUAACAAUCUUCAGGAUUUGGAGAGUUCACUUCCUUCAUUUCCUAGUAAACCUCUUCAAGCACUUAAAGGUUGCUUUGAUGUCGGUGAGGAAGAUGUCAAUAAUACCAGUCCAAGAGAUUUGGAUACUGAUUAUGGAAGAAGUAACAAUGAAUCUUCUGGGCCAAGUGGUUCAUUACCGCAAAAUGCUAUAGCUCAACAAAAAAAGUUUUUGAGUGGUUCUUUGCUGCCUGAUAAUUAUCCUUCUUCCAAAAAGGUUUUCGAUGGUGACAGGGAUUAUCUACAAACAAGGUAUUCUUCUGAGCGGAAUCAUAGCGGUCCAUUGUUAUAUCGGCAGAAGAGGGAUAAUACCAACCUUCCUUUGGUUGAUGACACAUCAGAAGGAGCUGUUGUUCAGCGUAAGGGGCGCUUUAAGGUCACAUCAGCAGAUCUCAGUCCAAUGGGUCAGGCAAACUGCGUUUGUGUCCCAGUUAGUGGAGCUCCUGCUAGUCCGCCAAAUCAGAACUCCGUGGCUGCUGCUAUUCUUCCAUCAUUGCAGUGCAUAUUGCAACAGAACAGUUUGCAGAGGGAAGAACUUAUUAAACUAAUAAAGUAUGCAGAGCAAUCUUAUGGCAAGAAUGCAGAAUCAGCGGAGGCAGUUGAUUCUUUGCAGGCACCACCGGUGACAAAUAGGGAGCGAGAGCUGUAUUUUCAGGUUGUUCAACUCCAACAGAGUCUUGGCACCCUUGUUGAGGAAUUGCAGAGACAAAAGAUGAAAAACCUUCAGUUAGAGAAACAGUUGAGCUCAAUGGCCAACAAAGUUGAAAAGUGAAGACCAAUACAAGAAAGAAAGCUUAUAACUGAGAAAUGUCUGGCGUCCAGUGAUAACAUUGGAAUUGGAUGAUGAUGAUGUUUUGCAAACACACCUGAGGGAUGAUGGCACAUCUCAGUUUGUAUCUUGCUGUAUACCAGUGUUAACUUUGUGUUUAAGGCAGACACCAAUUUUUGAGAUGCUAUCCUUGAGUCUCUUUAUAAAAUGUAAUUUAUUGACUUUAGAUAUUGAGAUUAUUAUUAUUAUUAUUAUUAUUAUUAUUAUUAAAUUUAAUACCCCCUUACCAUUUGUCUGCCUCAUUCCCCCCACCCUCUCUACCCACCAAAACAUACCCUUAAGAAUUCAAGUAAAUGCAUAUAUAUUAUUUAGCUGACCAA
Molecule: messenger RNA, 2995 nt
Organism: Arachis ipaensis
Lineage: Eukaryota; Viridiplantae; Streptophyta; Magnoliopsida; Fabales; Fabaceae
Product: Protein kinase superfamily protein
Biological process (GO): protein phosphorylation
Molecular function (GO): ATP binding; protein serine/threonine kinase activator activity; protein kinase activity
Source: RefSeq, a predicted model, not a curated record